CGCAAAAGCUUGAUACACAUCACUAGGGCCAGGCGGCCAGCCAGCUAGCUAGCAGUAGUACUUGCAUCGCGCGCCGUAUAUAUAUAUGCAUCGAUCUAUCUAGCUCGAUCCAUCGUCUCCCCUUGAAUCUUGGUCUGCUCCGGCGAGAAAUUAAAGCCCCGUUCAUCUGGAGACAAACACAGCACGGCUCUCACUGACGCAAGGUUCAGGUAGGUAGCUAGCUAGAGAUCGAUGGAAGAAGACGAAGGCAGCGCGCAGGAGUUCACCAAGGACGGCUCCGUCGACCUCCGCGGCCGGCCGGCCGUCGCCGCGCGCACCGGCCGCUGGAAGGCGUGCUCCUUCUUAGUGGGGUACGAGGCGUUCGAGCGGAUGGCGUUCUACGGGGUGGCGGCGAACCUGGUGGUGUACCUGACGACGGUGCUGCGGGAGGAGACGGUGGCGUCGGUGCGCAACGUCAACAACUGGACGGGCUCCGUCUGGAUGACCCCCAUCGCCGGCGCCUACCUCGCCGACGCCUUCCUCGGCCGCUUCUGGACCUUCACCUUCUCCUCCCUCCUCUACCUCACCGGCAUGGUCCUGACAACGUUGUCCGUCUCCCUCAAGGCGCUGCACCCACAGUGCACGCCCGACGGCGGCUGCGCGCCGGCGACGAGGUCGCAGGUGACCUUCUUCUACGCGGCGCUCUACACCAUGGCCAUCGGCGCCGGGGGCACCAAGCCCAACAUCUCCACGUUCGGGGCGGACCAGUUCGACGACUUCGACGCGCGGGAGCGCAAGACCAAGGCCUCCUUCUUCAACUGGUGGAUGUUCAGCUCCUUCACCGGCGGCCUCGUCGCCGUGCUCGUCCUCGUCUACGUCCAGGAGAACGUCGGCUGGGGGGUCGGCUACACCAUCCCCACCGUGGGGCUCGCCCUCUCGCUGCUGCUCUUCUACGUCGGCACGCCGUUCUACCGGCACAAGCCUGUCCGCAAGGACACGGCCGCCGGACCGGCGAGGCUCGUAGCGAGGGUGCUCCGGGCGGCGUUCGCGAACCGGAGGCGCCAGCUGCAGCAGGUGCAUGACGACGACGUCGCCGGUGAGCUGCACGAGCAUGACGCGGCGUGGUACGCCGCCGCCGGGACGAAGCGGCGGCUGCACCGCACGCGCGGGUACAGGUUCUUGGACAAGGCGGCGCUGGUCGGAGCGCCGUCGGCGGCGUGCACGGUGACGGAGGUGGAGGAGGUGAAGCUGAUCGCCGGCAUGAUCGUGGUGUGGCUGACGACGCUGGUGCCCUGCACCAUCUGGGCGCAGGUGAACACCCUGUUCGUGAAGCAGGGCACCACCCUGGACCGCGCCGUCGGCGGCGUCCGCAUCCCGGCGGCCUCCCUCGGCAGCUCCAUCACCAUCUCCAUGCUCCUCUCCAUCCCGGUGUACGACCGCGUGCUGGUGCCGCUCGCCCGCCGCCGCACCGGCGACCCGCGCGGCAUCACCCUCCUGCAGCGCCUCGGCGUCGGGUGCGCGCUCCAGGCGGCGGCGGUGGCGUGCGCCUACCUCGUGGAGCUCCGCCGCAUGCGCGUGAUCCGCGCCCGCUCCGCCCACGGCGCGCACGACACGGUGCCGAUGAGCAUCUUCUGGAUGCUGCCGCAGUACGUCCUCAUCGGCGUCGGCGACGUGUUCAGCUCCGUCGGCAUCCUCGAGUUCUUCUACGAGCAGUCGCCGCAGGGGAUGCAGAGCCUCGGCACCACCUUCUUCACCAGCGGCCUCGGCGUCGGCAACUUCCUCAACAGCCUGCUCGUCACCGUCGUCGACCGGGUCACCAGGGGCGGCGACGGCGGCGGGAAGAGCUGGAUCGGCGACAACCUCAACGACUCGCACCUCGACUACUACUACAUCUUCCUGCUGCUGCUCGCGGUGCUCAACCUGGCGGUGUUCGUGUGGGUGGCGACGAGGUACGAGUACAAGAAGGAGUACUUGUCGGACGACGCCGUCGUCGGGACGGCGCCGCCGGAGACGGAGAUGGCCGGCGGCAAGGGGAAGGUGGUGGAGAGGAGCAAGGUGAUCGACGAGGUGGAAGUGGAAGGCGCGCGUGCCGUAUAAUUUUCGAUUGAUACCUUCGUAUAGAUCAGUAUAUACGUAUAUGUAAGAGAAUACGUAUAAUGGGCCGAGAUUAAGUAGGCGAAGGAGCAGGCCGUGGAGGAUUGGCGAUAAGGCCCAAAUCGCAAUUAAUUGAGAUUGGGCCACCAGACUAUGUUUUGAUGGGCUGUCAGCCGGGAUAAGUUGGGCCGUAUUUUCUCUUUGUUCUUCUACUUUUUGUAUUUGUCUUUGUCUGGCAAAUCUUUUAAUAGUGCAACGAAAUAUCAUGAACUUGUCCGUGCUUCCU
Oryza brachyantha (malo sina) is the source of this 2359-nucleotide messenger RNA. RefSeq names its product protein NRT1/ PTR FAMILY 5.1. The record is from RefSeq and is a predicted model, not a curated record. Bases 232 to 2076 code for a protein of 614 amino acids. Gene Ontology annotation, cellular component: membrane. Gene Ontology annotation, molecular function: tripeptide transmembrane transporter activity; dipeptide transmembrane transporter activity. Lineage: Eukaryota; Viridiplantae; Streptophyta; Magnoliopsida; Poales; Poaceae. Gene Ontology annotation, biological process: dipeptide transport; transmembrane transport. The transcript has 3 exons.